Messenger RNA from Lodderomyces beijingensis, 398 nucleotides. Lineage: Eukaryota; Fungi; Ascomycota; Pichiomycetes; Serinales; Debaryomycetaceae. The record is from the annotation of a GenBank genome assembly.
AUGGUAUGUUGAAAGUCGAUGUUGUUGCUGCUGUUGGUAACAGCCUUCAAUGGUGUCAUUAUGCUAACAAUUUUGCGUGCCAGUCAUCAGUUUUAAAAUCCGCCCAAGCUUUAAAGCCAUUGUUUGACAGAGUCUUGGUUCAAAGAUUGAAACCAGCUACCAAGACAGCCAGUGGUCUCUACAUUCCAGAAAAGAACCAGGAGAAGUUGAACCAAGCCACUGUUAUUGCCAUUGGACCAGGCAUGACCAACACAACUACCGGGGAAGUGAUACCUGUUUCAGUUGCUGCUGGUGACAAGGUUUUGUUGCCUUCAUUUGGGGGAAACCCAGUGAAAGUUGGAGAGGAAGAGUAUUUGUUGUUCACCGACAAGGAAAUCUUGGCCAAGAUUGAAGAAUAA